Magnolia sinica is the source of this 549-nucleotide messenger RNA. RefSeq lists its product as uncharacterized. The transcript has 2 exons. The record is from RefSeq and is a predicted model, not a curated record. Bases 1 to 549 code for a protein of 182 amino acids. NCBI's taxonomy places the organism in Eukaryota, Viridiplantae, Streptophyta, Magnoliopsida, Magnoliales, Magnoliaceae.
AUGAUUGAAGAAGUAGAUGAAGAAAACUUAGGGGAUGAAAGUUCAACUUCUUCAUUUGAGGGUACUACUGCUGCUGAAUACGAAGAUGAUGAGGACGACAAAAAUGGUGAAGAUAAAGAUGAUGAUUUCAAAGAAGGAGAAGUUAAUAUAGAUGGAGAGGAGGAUGUUGCUGCGGAAAAUGAUGACAAAGAACACCCUCCGAUAGAUUCUGAAACUCUUCCUAUUGUUAAUAUUCCUGCGAAGUCUCUUGCGAUAAUAGAGGAGGAAGAAGAACCUUUAUAUUAUGGGGAGUAUGGAUAUUCACCAGGUACUCAUGUUGUUAAUGCUAGGACGGGAGAUACUCCUCCCAUGAAUCCUCCUACAACUGCACCGGUAAUUUCACAGAGGGUUCCUCUGGUUCCUUUGGUAGCGCCAAAAGUAGUGGCUCAUGAAAUUAUCUUCCCAGUAGAGACCACUAAUUUGCCCACCCCAACUACUAGAGAUUCGAGUACAGAGGCCAGAGCACCUUCUUUUGCUGACAUGUUAGGGGCUGGUCCUUCUACAGUUUAA